Pisolithus orientalis is the source of this 645-nucleotide messenger RNA. RefSeq lists its product as uncharacterized. Gene Ontology annotation, cellular component: cytosol. Gene Ontology annotation, biological process: glycolytic process; glucose 6-phosphate metabolic process; gluconeogenesis. The record is from RefSeq and is a predicted model, not a curated record. Lineage: Eukaryota; Fungi; Basidiomycota; Agaricomycetes; Boletales; Pisolithaceae. Bases 5 to 337 code for a protein of 110 amino acids. The transcript is spliced from 3 exons. Gene Ontology annotation, molecular function: monosaccharide binding; glucose-6-phosphate isomerase activity; carbohydrate derivative binding.
GAAUAUGAAUCGGGAUGGACAAGCACUUCAAAGAAACUCUUCUGGAGAACAACUUCCCCGUUAUCCUCGCCGUCCUCAGUAUCUAGUACAACGACUUCUACGGCGCUCAAACUCAUGUCCUUCCCCCUUACGACCAGGACUUGCGCAAGUUCACCGAUUACUUCCAACAAGGCGAUAUAGAGUCCAACGGUAUAUCGGUCACCAAGUCCGGCAAGUGGUCGAUUAUCAGACUGGACCCAUCAUUUGGGGUACGGCGGGUACGAACGGCCAACACCCGUUCUACCAACUCCUAUAUCAAGGAACAAAACUCGUCCCUGCAGACUUCCUUACUCCCUGAGCGUUCCACAACCCUAUUGACCAUUCUAAACACCACCGUACCCUGCUCUCCAACUAUUUUGCGCAACUCGAGGCGCUGGCGUUUGGCAAGACCGAAGAAGAGGUUCGUAAAGAGCUCGGCCCCAAUGUGAGGGAGUAGGUCGUGAAGAGUAAAGUGUUCGAGAGGAACCGCCCGAGCGACGGUAUUUUGUUCCCGUUGUUGACGCCGAGAACGCUCGGCGCGUUGAUUGUGCCGAGCGAACAUAAGAUCUUCACGCGGGGCGUUAUCUGGGGUAUCAACUCCUUCGAUCAAAUGGGUGUUGAACUUGG